AGGGAGAGGCAGGCCCGAUGCGGCCCGGGCGCUGAGGAAGCGGCGGGUUGCCCCCCUCACGCACCCCUCCCGCCACUCCACAGCGCCCAGCCUGGGCCUGCCGAGGGGCAUGAGCGCGUCCGAGAGGCCGGGGGCCCUGGAGCCGGAGGAGGAGGCGGCGGCGGCCCCGGCCUCGGCGGGGAUGGCCGGCGAGAGGAGCAGCGCCUCGCCGGCGGCGGCCGAUCGGGAGGAGACGGUGGUCGGGGGCGGCGGCUGCAGGGAGCAGGAGCUGAGCUACGAGCUGCAGCAGGGCUACCGCAUCCUGGGCGAGUUCCUGCAGGAGAAGCAUCGGGGCCUCACGGGCCCUUUCCUGCAGCCCUUGGGGGGCGUUGCCGGUGGGGAGGAGGAGGAGGAGGAGGAGGCCGCCGGCACCGAGGGGCCGCGCAGUCGCGCCCCGCCGGCCCAGGGCCUGUCCCUGCUGAAGAUGGAGGAGAAGUUCGGCCGCGGCCAGUACGGGAGCAUCACGGAGUUCGUGGCCGACUUCAGGUCGAUGCUGGAGACGUGCUACCGCCUGCACGGAGUGGACCACUGGAUCUCCAGACAGGGCCAGAAGCUGGAGAUGAUGCUGGAGCAGAAGCUGGCGCUCCUCUCUCGGCACUUGAGAGAAAAGACAACGAUAGCAGUUACAUCUAGAGGCUGUUAUGGACUGGAGGAAGAGAAGGGAGCAGCAUGUACUUCCACAAGGCGUCGGUCAACACCUCGGAGUUUGGCAGGCUUGACCAGUGGAGUUUUUGAAUCUAUAAUGGUUCAAGUUUUGAGACAGGAGGAACAGCUGAGAGCAAAGGAAGAAAAAAGGCUUCGGGAGCAGGAAAGAAAAGAAGCAGAAGAGGCUAGUCAGAAGGAAGUAGAAGAAUGGGAAAGAACACUUCUAGCCCAAGCAGCUCCAACUUGUAUGGAGAACAUGUGGGAAAUUCCAGCUAUUGGGCAUUUCCUUUGUUUAGCCCAACACAUUCUAAAUUUGCCAGAAAUAGUCUUUUAUGAAUUGGAACGUUGUCUUCUGAUGCCUCAAUGCAAUGCUUUUUUAUCUAAAAUAAUGACUUCUCUGUUAAGUCCUCCCCAUCGCAGACCUACCUUACACCGCAGACCGACUUUGCCUUAUAGAGCCUGGGAAGCUGCGCUGAGGCGCAAGGUGCAGCAGUGGUACACCGCUGUCGGGCAGACCGACAAUCCUGACAACUGUGCCGAGAGGCUCGGCUUGUGUCCUCAGUUCUUCAGAGUUCUCGGAGAAGUUAAUCCAUUGGAAGAAAAACCUUUCCAUGAACUGCCGUUCUACCAAAAAGUGUGGUUACUUAAGGGCCUUUGUGACUUUGUGUAUGAGACACAGAAGGAAGUUCAAGAUGCAGUGCUUGGUCAGCCCAUCCAUGAAUGCAGAGAAGUGAUCCUUGGUUACGAUUGUUUGGAGAACGCUUAUGUGCACUUCCCGCAGUUCUGUGGUGCAGAUGUACGGAUUUAUAAACAGAGACCUUUCCAGGCCCCAGAGUUCCCAGUCCCACCCAUUAAAAUACAAAGAGUACCUCGGAUGAAACUGGAGAAAUUGAAGUUUGAUUAUCUUGGAACAAGUAAUGGAGAGCAUAGAUGUUAUAGGGAAGGCCUUCCCUCUGCCUUGAAAAAAGAACAGGGCAUGAAUUGUGAUCCUGCUUGCUGCCCUGCUAAAUUGACCUCGGAUAAUCAGGACAUUUCUGUGGGAAUGGAAGUCAGAUCCAGCUGUGAAGUUAGAGUCCGCAGGCCUCAGGAAAUUAAAAAAAGCGAUUGCUGUAAAGAAAAUUUAGAGAAACCAGGGAGUCCAGGGGAAGUUUCGGGUUUUGGAGAGCCUCUCAGUCCAGGUGAAAUAAGAUUUAUAGAAAAUCAAGAAAAAUACGAUGAGGCUUCCAGGAUGAGGACUGAAUCCAGUCCAUUAAAAGAAAAUGCUCUUAAAUCUUGCCAGAUUCAUGUAAACGGAAGUCAUGUUGAUCAUCCAGAAAUGAACUGCCGCAGAAUCGUGCGCGACAUCCUGUUAGAGCAGUCAGUGCAGAGCCACAAGAAAUUCAAGCUAACUAAAAUGAGAGCAAAAAAGAAGAAAAAGAAAAAAAAGAAACUGAAAGAUGUUCUGAAUGAAAAUUUACAGAGGAAGCGUGAAGGUCUACAUUCUCUUGCAUUCAAGUCUUACAAACCUGAGAUCCAGAAUAAGUUAUUGAUCAUCAAAAAGAAGACAAAACAUAAGAAGCACAAAUCUGGAAAAAAAUCCAUAUCUAAAAAGGCAAUCACAAAGAAGAGGAAAACUGUCACAAAGUCACCGACUGUCCCAGAAUUCCAGCUUAUUUGCACUAAUCUUGAUGAACUCAGGGAAUUAAUCACAAAAAUCGAGAAUGAACUCAAAGAUCUGGAAAACAGUAGAAAAAAAUCGGGCAAAUGGUAUCAUCGAAGGCAAGCAGUAAAAGAACUGCAUAGUACGUUGAUACGUCUUUUAAAUGAAUUGCUGCCAUGGGAACCAAAGUUAAUGAAGGCUUUUCAAAGAAACAGGAGCCGCCUGAAGAAAGACUAUGAUGAUUUCAGGAGACAACCUGAUCAUGAUAAAUUUACUAGAGAACUAUGGACUACUGAAGAAGGUGAAGGAGAUCUUGGCAAAGAAUCUCCUAAAGUAGAAGUCAGUAAGUCGGUCGACUCAACAGAACAUCUAGAUACCCUGGAGAAAGAUCGCUUUGAUUCAGAUGAUAUGAAAUUGUCAGAAAUAGAUCUUCCUGUUGCAAGAAGCAAGCUGUUAAAAAAGGAAUUGCCUUCUAAAGAUGUACCGAAGACACUGCCUAAAACACUGAAACGACAGUCCAGGCAGAGUAGUCAUCUGGAUGACAGCACAAAACAGCUUUCCCCAAGGAAGAAGGCAAAGCUAAGCACAAGUGAACCAACAGUUGAAACUUCAGAGGAUGAAAUGCAGAUUGACUGCUUAAACGAGUCGAAGCAUACAGAGCCUCCGUGUUCAGAGUCCUUUGCUUCAGUGGAUUCAGUACCCACGUCUGCUCUUCAGAAAGGGACCAAACCCAUUCAGGCCUUGCUUGCAAAGAAUACUGGGAACAAAGUGACCUUAACCAGUCAGCUGCCCUCUUCCACAGGUAAAAGUGCUCCUGGCAUGGAAAGGCCAGGUGUAGCCCCUGCAGAAGCAAGCCCCAUCAAGCCAGCAUUGACCUGCCACUCCAGUACAAAAGGUCCUUUACAGAUGGUGUACAAAAUGCCCUGUGGCCAGUGGUUGCCAGUAGAUCUUCAGAACAGUUCUGUGAAGAUUCAGAUGCAACCCACGGUGGAUCCUAAAACAGGAGAAAAAAUCACGCAGCAGGUUAUUAUCCUGCCUAAGAAUUUUGUGAUUCAGCACAAGGACGGAAAAGCAGUGGCAAAAGAGAUAGCGCCGCCUCAACAGAAAGGUGCAGAACAGCAUGGGUUGUCUGUCCCGCAGACAACAAAUGUAAGCUCUUCAGUUCUCGUCAACUCAACAGAAACUGUUCCUUCCCAACUACCUAAUACAGUUUUCAACAAGACAGUUACACCUUUAACACAUGUAAGUAGUGCUAGACCACAACCUUUGUCACCUGUAACCUCUGUAAAUAAUUUAUUAACUCCAUCAGUUAAGAAUACCCAGAGUGAGGCAGCCACAUUGCCCCAGCCCAUCGCUCCACCCACCAUUUCCUCAACAGUGCAGCCUCUGUUAUCAGCAGCAACACUAAGUGGAUCUGUAAAUCCUAGUAGUUCCCUCAACUGUUUUGCACAACAGACUGGUGAUUCUUCCGAAGCAAAGCAAGAAUUGAAAACUGUGUGUAUAAGAGAUUCACAGUCAAUUCUUGUUAGGACACGGGGUGGGAACACUGGCGUUGUAAAAGUACAGACUAAUCCAGAUCAAAACUCACCCAGUAGUUUAUCUUCAAGUUCAGUUUUCACUUUUGCUCCCCAACUUCAGGCAUUUCUAGUGCCAAAAUCAACAACUUCAACAUCCUCUGCUUUUUCAGUAGCUGGAAUGACUACUACAUCUAAUCUCCCACCUUUUAGCCAAACAACAACUUCUGUUUCCAAUUCAGCUAGCUGCAAUUCAUCUGUGAGGAAAAGUCUCAAAGUUUCCAGCAGUAGUAAUUUGAGCCAUGUAAUAGAUAAAACUUCACAGAUACCGUCUUCUCCCUUAAAGUCCUCUACUGUUUCAAGCACUCUACCACCAUCAACAAAUAAUUCACUAAGUGUAAUUAGCAUAUCAACAGGAAAUUUUGGACAAGCCAGUACAAAUGUUAUCCACCCUCCAACUAAACCACAGCAGGUAGAUUUUAUCACCAAAAGUUACCCUGUUACAAGAUCAGAAGCAAUGGCAGAAACAAAUGGAGACAUGCUCAGUGGGACUCCAGUUCAGAAACUUAUGCUGGUAUCGGCUCCGUCUGUUCUUUCUUCUGGUAGUGGUACUGCCAUUAAUGUGACACCUGCACCAACAUCUACAGGUAUUUCAACCCAGAAACUAGUUUUUAUUAAUGCUCCAGUUCCCGGUGGCACUUCAACUCCAAAUGUUGCUACAGAUUCAUUAAAACAAACCCUUCCUUCCACCCUGAAUAAAACAUAUGUUAAGACUCCAGAGCAAGCCCAAAUAGUACUAAUUCCAUCUACAGUGGGAACGCCAAUUAAAAUAAACCCAUCACCAACUGUGUCUCAAAUAAAAGAUGUGAAAAUUGGAUUAAACAUAGGUCAAGCAAUUGUAAAUACUUCAAGCAGUGUGCCAGCUAUACCAGCAAUUAAUAUAUUGCAAAGUGUAACGCCAAAAGAAGACAAAAGUGGCAAGGACCAUGUUUUGCCAUUGUCUUCAAGUAGCAAUUCAAUUCCAAUAAGCUCAAAUUUUGUGAAGCGCAAUAUUACUCCUGUUAGUGAAUCGGCCGUUUCUACAGCAAGAUCAGUAAACAUGUUUUCAGUAGCAGGAGCAAAUGUAUCUCUGGGCUCCCUUUCAGUGACCUCAACUUCUGCAUCAUUUGGGACACGACCUCCUAUUUCAGUCAGUGGAAAUGAUACCUCUUCAAGAGUCAUGCCUGUUCUGUCAAAUAGACUUUGCCCUUCAAAUUUCGGAAACACUGUGGCUAUAUCAACUGUGAAAACAGGGCAUCUUGCAUCGUCUGUUCUUAUUUCAUCUACACAACCAACAGUGUCUCCUAAAUGUUUAACAUCAGCUUUACAAAUCCCUGUUACCAUUGCCUUGCCUACACCUGUGACUGCGUCCCCUAAAAUAAUCAACACAGUUCCACAUUCAACAACAGUACAUGGAGCCACACGUUCUGUGUCUCUUUCCAAAAGACAGUCACGGACUAAUCUCCAGUUUCAGUCACCAGGGACUUCAACUACAGUGCCAACGAAUGUAAACACAAACAAACCUCAAACUGAAUUGUCAUCCCUUUCACAAAGCCCAAGUAAAGUAAUUAAUGUUUCCAAUUUGGCUUCCCCACCAAACCAGCCAGUGUCCCCAGCUAUCGUCAAGUCAAGCCCCAGUCAGAGUUCUGCUCCAAGUAGUUCUGUCAUUCACACUGCUACAGCACCACCAAAUGUGCCUAGUUUGGUAGGGGCUCACAUCAGUAGUGAACCUUGUAUUCAGCAAAAAAUAAUCAUCAACACCAAUACACCUUUGGCACCUGGUACUCAAAUCAUGAUUAAUGGAACCCGGUUUAUUGUCCCACCACAAGGUCUUGGAGUUGGCAGUCACAUUCUUCUUAUAUCUACAAAUGCAAAAUAUGGACCUCCUUUAGUGCUCAACAGUGGCCAAGGUGUUCAGCCUGUGCAAGUGGAUAACCCUGCCCUGAAGAUCACACUACCAUCAAAUAAUUUAAGCGAGCAACCUGUAAAACAUCCUCUGAGGAGCUCUACAAAAAUUGUAAACUCUUUUGGAAAUACAACUUCUCUCCCCACAGUACACACAACACCGCAGAUUGUAAACACAACUACUAAACUUUCUGUUCCACCUCCUGCAACAACAGUAUCAUUGACUUCGGUAAUUAAAUCUUCUCCAACUACAAUUUUGGCUAAGACAUCUUUGGUACCUGCCAUUUCCUCCAAUACUCCACUGCCAAAUAAUACUUCAGUGUUUCAUUUGGACACAUCUGUCAAAAAAUUACUGGUUAGCCCAGAAGGAGCCAUUUUAAAUACCAUAAAUACUCCAGCAUCUAAGGUUUCUUCACUCUCUUCUUCUCUUUCUCAAAUUGUGUCUGCCACUCGAAAUCCUGCAUCUGUCUUCCCUGCCUUUCAGUCACCUGGUUUAGAGAAGCCUGAUACAGCUGCAUCUUGAAUUUAGGUUGAACGAGCCAGUUUUUUAAAAAAUGGGGCAUUGUUUUGAAUCCCAUACAAAUUAAACUGUUUAUUAUAUUGUUGAAAACAUACUAUACAUUGUGUGUGUGUGCGUGUGUGUGUGUGUGUGUGUGUUUUGAUGUAUCUUUGUUAGCUUGUGUAACAAGGCUUUGGUUUCUUAGGCAGGGCCAAAUCUGUUCCAUUUCACUUGUUGAUAUGAAGAUAUUUUCAAUGGUUCUUUGUUUAAAGUACAGGGUCAGGAUUUACCUGCCUGUAUAAAUAUUUUGAACAAUGUCAAGUUUGACUAAUUUAGAGUAAGCUAGUCUUUUGCACACUGACAUUGACUUUUUUUUUCUUGAAUUUGGAUUAUUGCAGCAUAUCUACAAUAUGGUAUUCUGUGUCAUGAGUGAAAUUUAUUUUUUUCUGUAAAAAAGGUAUAUAUAUAUAUUUAUGCAUUGUGAAAAAUGCAGUACAUGGUGUAAAAUUGUACAUAUUCCUAAAUCCCUAACAACCUGUACUAAGAACUAUGUACAAAGAACUAUGCUGUCUUAUUUAUGUUUUGUUUACAUAAUGUAUAGUUUUUUAAGUAUUUUAGUAAUUUUGGACCAGUGAACUGUUAGCAACAAUGCAGAAAAAAAUCUGCAUGUAAUAAACUGAGUUGCAUAUUUGUUUGAAAACCAUUUUUGAAGUGUAACCUCUUUCCUUGAAAGAAUGUAUGCAGUAAGUGAGGGCAGCCCUUUACGAAAAGAAAAGCCAAAAAUUGCGUUGAUAGC
Ochotona princeps (American pika) is the source of this 7076-nucleotide messenger RNA. It is a transcript of the gene BRD10, whose product is annotated as KIAA2026 ortholog. Lineage: Eukaryota; Metazoa; Chordata; Mammalia; Lagomorpha; Ochotonidae. The transcript has 8 exons. Gene Ontology annotation, molecular function: protein binding. The coding region runs from base 110 to 6304 and encodes 2064 amino acids. The record is from RefSeq and is a predicted model, not a curated record.